Messenger RNA from Lactuca sativa (garden lettuce), 2542 nucleotides. RefSeq names its product Pentatricopeptide repeat (PPR) superfamily protein. Gene Ontology annotation, molecular function: protein binding; mRNA binding. Lineage: Eukaryota; Viridiplantae; Streptophyta; Magnoliopsida; Asterales; Asteraceae. The record is from RefSeq and is a predicted model, not a curated record.
UCAGGUGUUGUAAAGUCACAUAUGGAUUAAUCUCAAUAAAUGAUCAUUUUCCAACAAUUUAUUUGUAUAAAAAUAAGACUAGAACAUAUGACGAGUUGAAUUUUAGUUUUUAAGGAUUCUUCCCUCUUCGGUUGUCAUUUGCUCUUGUUCAGUUUGAAUUUGAUAUAUUCAUGAUCUCUUUCUUAAAUUCGUCAAAGAAUCUAUCCAUCUUCUUCAGGUCAAAAAGAAAUCAUAAACUUUACAACACCCAAUCAAGAUCCAUUCCGAUAACCUCCCCUGUUCCCACCCAUGACCAGAUUUCCCACCUCAUAUUAGAUCAAAAGUCAGCAUCCGAAGCUCUCAACACCUUCAGAUGGGCGUCCAAACUCCCCCAUUUCACCCACACCCAAUCCACCUACAGAGCUCUUGUCCACAAGCUCUGUACUUUUCGUCAUUUCGACACCAUCCACCAACUGCUCGAUGAAAUGCCCAGCUCAAUCGGCUCACCCCCAGACGAUACUGUUUUCAUAACCAUCAUCCGUGGGUUAGGCAACGCUCGAAUGGUCAGACAAGUAAUCAAUGUUCUUGACUUAGUUUCAAGAUUCAAAGAAAAACCUACCCUGAAAAUCUACAACUCAAUACUCGAUGUUCUUGUCAAGGAAGAUAUUGACAUAGCCAGAGGCUUUUACAGACACAAGAUGAUGGCUUGUGGUGUUAAAGGCGAUAUGUACACUUUCGGGAUCUUAACAAAGGGACUUUGCAUGACAAAUCGCAUAUCAGAUGCUUUUAAGCUUUUACAAUUCAUGAAGAAAAACAGUAUCCCCCCAAACACUGUCAUAUACAACACCUUGCUCCAUGCUCUUUGCAAGAAUGGGAAACUUGGGGUAGGAAGGGCCAGGAGUUUGAUGAAAGAGAUAGUAGAUCCAAACAGUGUCACUUUCAAUAUCUUAAUAACCGCAUACUGUAAACAAGAUAACAUAAUUCAAGCACUUGUGAUCUUAGAAAAGUGUUUCAAUCUUGGAUUUGUCCCUGAUGUCAUCACAAUAACCAAAAUAAUGGAACUUUUAUGUAACAAGAAUCGUGCCAUGGAGGCAGUGGAGGUUUUAGAAAGGGUAGAGAAGAAAGGUGGCAAGAUUGAUGUGGUGGCUUACAACACUCUUGUGAAGGGUUUCUGUAAAGUCAAGAAACCAAAGGCUGCACAUAGGUUUUUAAAGGAGAUGGAGUUGAAGGGUAUCCUUCCAAAUGCAGACACUUAUAAUUCUUUGAUAUAUGGAUUUUGUGAGUUGGGUUUGUUCGAUUCGGCUCUUGAUAUGUUUCAUGAGAUGAAAAGGGUCGGGGUCAUUUGGAAUUUUGAUACAUUUGAUAUUUUAAUUCGUGGGUUUUGUUCAAAAGGAAGGGUAGAAGAUGGGUAUAAGAUUUUGGAAGUAAUGGAGGAUAGUAAAAGUGGUUCUUUAAAUCAUAUAAGUCCUUAUAACAGCAUCAUAUAUGGUUUCUAUAAAGCAAACCGAGUUGACUCGGCUCAUGACUUUUUAACCAAGAUGGGGACAAAAUUUCCGAGAAGUGUUGAUAGAAGCAAAGAGAUAUUAACAUUUUGCAAGGAGGGUAGAAUGGGAAAUGCGAAAAAGAUAUACGAUGAGAUGAUUCUAGAAGGUGGAGUCCCAAGUGUUCUUGUUUAUAUAAGUUUGAUCCGAGGGUUUUGUGAAGAAAACAUGGUGAGAGAUGCUUUUGAGAUUGUGGAUGUGAUGGUGUCAUGUGGUUAUGUUCCUGAUGUUUUGAUUAUUGGGGAUUUGAUUAAUGGGCUUUGUGGUGAGGGUAAAGUUGGAAGUGCUAUGCUAUUUUUGGAGGAUAUGAUUGGAAGAGGUUGGGAGGUGGAUUCGGGUAGUUAUAGUCCUUUGAUUGAUGGGUAUUGUAAGAGAGGGGAUUUGCAUAAGGGGUUGAUGUUGUUUAUGGAGAUGGUGGAAAAGGGAAUUGUUCCUGAUUAUUUUGCAUGGAAUUGUGUAGUUGAGUAUGUUGUUAGGGUAGUAGAAGAAGGGAAUAAAUUGUUGGAAUGCCUCAUUGAAACCUAAUUACGAAUAUGAAUUGCUGGUUUUUUACAUGUAGAAUGAUUUCAAAUAUGGAUGAUUUAUGUAAUUGACUUGACUCGGUGAGUGAAAUAGAUAAUAGUUAAAAUGAAAAGGGUGAUGAAUUGAGAAGGAUCAUAAUUUUUUACAUUGAUUGAUAAUAUAUGAUAGUAUAAAUUAAAAAGAGAAAGUAAGAAAAGUUGAAAAUGAUACAAAAAUAAUGGGAUGGAUACAUGUGUGUUUGUUUGAUUCCAUUUCCAUCUACAUUUUUUUAAAGAAGGGAUAGAGCAACCAACCACUAUACACAUGUGCAUAUAUAUGUAUAUGUAUUGUAUGAUAUGAUGCAAUACCACAAAAAACGAUCAUAACAAAAGUCAAACAUAGUACAAAUCAAAAAUGUAAUUGUUAUCUUCUUCAAGAUUCACCAAACUGCCUGUCUUGUAGUAUUUGUCCUAGGUUAUUGUACAACACCUUUUGCUCCUCGUAUGACAGAUUCAUCACAA